AUGAGUGCGACCGAAAUUCUUGGGGGAUUGGAUGUAUUGGAAAACACGAGUCUCUCUUUCGACUUUGACAUAUCUGCGCCGACGACUAUCGCCGGCGACAUGCUGGACUUUGACUUUUCUACUGGCGCAAGCUCACUGGAUGCGCUCACAGAGAUGUUUAAUCUUCCAGCAGAUGAUCACAGCCAGAUGGCGGUUCACAAAAUCGGAGGUCAGGCGAGAAAGCCGUUCUCUGCAGCGCAUCUUUCGUCCUUUGCGCAAGCAAGAGUAGCAUAUUCAAUUGAGCAUUUCAAGUCCACCCCAAAGAUGAUGGUGGAACAAAACUGUACACCCUGGGCUCAUCCGAAGCUCUAUGAAGAGUACAUGCCCAAAUCACUCCAAGACGCGUAUGCUUCAUGUGCGCUGUACAUCGCCAAGAACGAUACCAAUGCCGCGUUUGUGGCACGGUACAUUACAAGUCGUACGGAAGAGCUGGUCACUGCUACUAUCUUGUCGACCUCAGCCAUUGAGAUCCUGGCUCGAACACAAGCCCUCAUACUCUAUCAGACCAUGCUCAUGUUUGGAGGCGAUAUUCGAUUUUACGCACAAGCUGAAGCUCUCCUGCCAUACCUGGAUGACAUGGGCACUCUCCUCCUACCCAUAGCAGCCGAACAGACGGAUCCAGUGGGCAAUAUCCCACUAUACCCCGGCACAGCUACUCGGUCGGCGUGGAGGUCGUAUAUAGUCCGGGAAUCUGCCCGUCGCACGUUUUUAUCGACCAUUCACAUCACUGUCAUGUGUACUCUGUUGAAUGGUCAACUCAAGUCUUGUGCUCAUGAUACCAUUCUCAAUAACCGUGUCACACUUUCUGCGCACCUAUGGAACGCUGCAAACGCCUUUGAUUUCGCUGUCGCCUGGAACGAGAAAAACCAUUUCCUGAUCAAAGAGCUAGACUUUACAGAUGUCCUCCAACAUGGCCAGCCAGAUGACUUGGACGUGUUUGGGAAUAUGUUACUCGUCGGGAUAAGAGGCUUGGACGACAUGCGAGGCUGGUAUCACACAAGAGGCGGGACUUUGUGA
This is a messenger RNA of Pyrenophora tritici-repentis Pt-1C-BFP, 1056 nucleotides long. RefSeq lists its product as uncharacterized. The record is from RefSeq and is a predicted model, not a curated record. Lineage: Eukaryota; Fungi; Ascomycota; Dothideomycetes; Pleosporales; Pleosporaceae.